Molecule: messenger RNA, 1573 nt
Organism: Salpingoeca rosetta
Lineage: Eukaryota; Choanoflagellata; Craspedida; Salpingoecidae
Exons: 10
Coding region: 160-1293 (377 amino acids)
Source: RefSeq, a predicted model, not a curated record
CGCUUACACACGAGAACAAGAACAAGAACCAGUGUUGUUGGCGAACCACGACCUCACACGCAGACACACCACCGUGCAUCCAUCCAUCCAUCCAUCCGUCCAUCCGUCCAUCCAUCGUGCAUCCAUCCAUCUACAUAACACCACGAGAGCACCGACAUCAUGGAUGGUGGAGCGAGUCAGAAGCAGCAGGAGGAGAAGGCCAAGGCUGCCGCGCCCGUGGGUGCUGGCGGGCAGCGUGAAUCAGCAGCAGCAGCAGCAAAAAAGGGGAAGGGCGGUGAUGAGAAGCCCAGGGAGGCCAAGAAGGCACAGAAGCAGGAGCAGGGAGGCAACAAAGGAGGGAAGAAGCAGCAAAAGGGAAAGCAAGGAAGGAAGGGCGAUGGAAACAGCGGUGACGGCGGUCACCAGGGCGCCGGCAAAGGCGCAGCAAAACAGAAGAAGGCAGGCAACAAGCACAAGAAGGCUGCGAAAAAGAAGGGCCCCGUGAUCAAGCGCCAGGUUGACCUGUUCUCCCAUCUCAAGCAGCCCGACCACGCGCAUCCGCUUUCACAUCACAGCAACCGCGAGCAACGCAAGCUGCCCGAGCCCAUCCUGGAGAUUGGCGUGCGCAUGGCCCGUGAGCAGGUCACCGACCCCGACGAGCGCUGCAUCCUCCUCCUCCUCGCCCUCAAGGUGCGGCUCCCUUGCAGUGGGACAACACCACACACACACACACACAUACAGUCCCCACUGAUCACGCGUGUGCUGUACACGGCGUUCUGCGAGAAGGAAAUUGACUUCCGCGUUGUUGUCAUUGACUCGCGCCCGUAUCUGCCCGGACGGGAGCAGGUGAAGAGCCUUGCCCUCCACGGCAUCCCCUGCGAGUACACACUCCUCUCAAGCGUCUCCUACGCCAUGCGCGCGGCAACGAAGGUGUUCCUCGGGGCGCACAGCAUGAUGUCAAAUGGCAAUCUUGUGGCGAGUGCGGGAACGGCGCAGGUUGCAAACACAGCGUCCUUCUUCAACGUCCCCGUCAUCGUGUGCUGUGAAGCAUACAAGUUCUCAAGCGAUAUGCAGGCCGAUUCCUUCGUCCACAACGAGCUUGGGGACCCCGACGAUCUGCUGAACCUCCGCGGCGGAUUCGAGUCGUCGCUCAAGAACUGGAUGGACAUCAAGGACAUUAAGCUCCUCAACCUCGCGCGAGAUGUGACGCCGGCAAAAUACAUUGACGUGCUCGUCACAGACUACGGCCUCGUCCCGCCAUUCUCAAGUACUGCUGUGCUGCGAAAGAGCGACAGCAAGUUUGACCAAGCGUGAGUGCCAUCCAAAGCGACGACAGUGCGAUGGCAUUUUGUGGCGACGCUAUGGUGCGGGCAGAGAAGGAACGAGCACAGCUGCACGACACGCUGGUUCUGUUUCAACGUGGGCUGCAGGCGUUGCGUUGAGACACAGACUCGCUUUCCCUGCUGUUGGUGCUCGUACUGUUCUGCUGCGCGAUGUAAGCGUUUGUGAAUGACUUUGUUGUUGUUGGCUGGUGUUGGUGCGCGCCAGUCCAUGCGGUGAAUAAAGCAUAUGGAUCUCCAUCCCAGGAUCCGCC